Molecule: messenger RNA, 1047 nt
Organism: Morchella sextelata
Lineage: Eukaryota; Fungi; Ascomycota; Pezizomycetes; Pezizales; Morchellaceae
Exons: 1
Coding region: 1-1047 (348 amino acids)
Biological process (GO): lipid metabolic process
Source: RefSeq, a predicted model, not a curated record
AUGUUCCUCCCACAGCUCACCCCCCUCCUCCUCCUCCUGCUGGCCCUCCAGCUCCCCCUCACCACCCCCAGCCCCGUCCACCAGACACCCCUCCACCCCAACCCCACCUCCCGAAACCCCCCCAUAUCCGACGCCCUCUUCGCCGAGCUCGAAGAGCUCUCCCGCAUCGUCGACAUCGCCUACUGCGUCGGCAGCCUCAACACCGGCGUCUCCGCCCCCUUCCAAUGCCUCUCCUACUGCAAAGACUUCCCCACCUUCACGCUGCAACAAACCUGGAACACCGGCCUCACCCUCUCCGACUCCUGCGGCUACAUCGCACUCUCGCACCCGCCCGCACCCCCACGCAUCAUCAUCGCCUUCCGCGGCACUUACAGUAUCGCCAACGCGCUCGCUGACCUGGCAAUCAACAAGCAAGAAUACGUCCCCUACCCGGACGACGGCCACACAACAGACACAUGCGACGACUGCCUCGUCCACGCGGGCUUCCUGCAGUCCUGGUCGCACACAAACGACCUCAUCUCUGGCGUCGUCGCGGCGCUGCGCGCCCAGCACCCCGGAUACCGCCUCACGCUCGUCGGGCACUCGCUCGGCGGGGCGGUGGCCGCGCUCGCCGCACUCGACUACAAGGGGCGCGGGUGGGACCCGGUCGUGACGACCUUCGGCGAGCCGAAGGUCGGGAACCAGGGGCUGGCGGAUUACUUUGACCGCCGCUUCGAUGAGAGGACGUAUCGGCGGGUGACGCACGCGGAGGACCCGGUGCCGCUGGUGCCGCUGGGGGCCUGGGGGUAUCGCCAGCAUGCGGGGGAGUAUUUUAUUGAGAAGCCGGCGCUGCCGUAUACCAGGUGUGAUGUAAGGCUGUGUGUGGGGCAGGAGGACCCGGAGUGUGUGGCGGGCGGGAGGGUUAAUGCGGUGCAGAUACUGUGGGCGCAUAGGGACUACUUUCAUAGGCUGGGGCUGUGUGUGCCGCAGGACUCGCUGCUGAGGAAGAUUAGGGUGUUGGAGGAGACGGAGUGUGGGACUGGAGCGCGGUCUGGUGGGGAGUUGUGA